AUGUCACCAAUCCAAUGUCAUCGUCCUGCCGACCGCAACGCCUUCGAGAUUGCGAUCCUCUGCGCCCUAUCGAUCGAGUCUGAUGCUGUCGAGGCCUUGUUUGAUGAUUUCUGGGAAGAAGAUGAAGUACAAUAUGGUAAAGCCCCUGGUGAUCCUAAUUCCUACACCUUGGGUCGGAUUGGGCUGCAUAAUGUCGUUCUGGCAUAUAUGCCCGCGAUGGGCAAAGCAGCCAGUGCCGGUGUGGCUGCAUACUUCCGUACCAGCUUUCCAAAUGUCCGUCUUGGGCUAGUAGUUGGCGUGUGUGGAGGUGUACCUUAUCCACCGGGGUUCGGUGAGAUCUUUCUUGGUGAUGUUAUCAUCAGCACUGGGGUGAUCCAAUUCGACCUUGGUCGUCAAUAUUCCAACAGAGUGGUUCGAAAAGAUACGCUGCAAGACUCCCUUGGGAGACCCAACCACGAGAUUCGAGCUUUUUUGAACAAGCUGCAAGGUUGGCGGGCACGUUCGGAGCUGCGACGGCAUGUGAUCGAGUAUGUGGCUGAAUUGUGCAGCAAAGAAGGCUUUGACGCCCCGGCAUGUCCUCAGACUGGCGAAGACAAAUUAUAUCAUGCCAAUUACCGUCAUAAACAUCAGGAUGCUGGCAUUUGCGAUAUAUGUGCUCAAUGCGUGAAACCAGAGGAUCCUGUUUGUGAUGUCGCAUUGGAGUCAACCUGUGCUAAGCUUGGUUGUGACGAUCUUCAUCUCGUGCCUCGGAAGAGAGCAUCUCGACGUGACCCCUCCAUCCGCUUCGGAUUGAUGGCAUCGGGUGACGUUGUGAUGAAAUCUGGUCUAAAUCGUGAUCACCUCGCAGCUGAAGAGAAAGUGAUCGGCUUUGAAAUGGAAGGUGCGGGUGUGUGGGAAACUUUCCCAACAGUCGUGAUCAAAGGUGUUUGCGAUUACAGCGAUAGUCACAAGAGCAAGAAAUGGCAGAACUACGUGGCACUGAUUGCGGCAGCUUGUGCAAAGGGCUUUUUGCGACAGUGGCGAGGCAUUGACAACCCAAAAGUUGUCUUACCGCUCGCAAGCAGCGUUGGAUCAACCCCGACGGACAGUAGCCCACCGACCAAGACUAGGAACAUAGUAUCGGAUAGGGCGCUGAAAAAUGGCAGCAUGUUCGAGACUGAGGAAGAGCCAGGGCCCGAGGAGACUUCCCACAAGACACGUUCGCCAGCAACUCCACAGGCCUUUCACCCAUCUAUAUCGAGGAAAGUCGAGAGGAUGAUUCUGCAGGAGAUUUCCUUCAGAGGAAUGUUUGAUCGCGAGCAAAGCAUAAAAGAAAACUACCCACAGACCUUCAAAUGGAUCUUUGACGAUUCUUUGUCAAAAGACAAGGGAUGGCAUGGUUUCACCAGCUGGCUGUGCAGCGGUUCUGGAUGUUACUGGUGCAGUGGAAAACCAGCAUCCGGAAAGUCGACACUAAUGAAGUACCUCAUGCAACAAAAUGAGACGAAAAUAUCACUCCAGAAAUGGGCUGGCCGGGACAAACUCCACUUUGCCGGCUUUUUCUUCUGGCAUCUUGGGACCGGGCUCCAAAAGAGCCAGACAGGACUUCUUAGAUCACUGCUGUACUCGGUUCUUGAUGCACGGAGGGAGUUCAUUGGACUGAUCUUCUCUGAAUACUUCAACGAGUUAGCAGAAUAUGAAACCUUUGUCAUCAAGAAACAACAGGCCCGCGAAGCUAGGACAAGAUUUAAUGAACCCGAACCGCAUUUCCCAAGCAAAUUGUCCGACCAAGAAUACAGGAUUGCUUUCCGCAAAUUAGUUGACAACAUGCCGGAAGAUUACAAGAUCUGUUUUUUCAUCGACGGUAUUGACGAAUAUGAUGGCGAUCAUUAUGAAAUCUCGGAACUCUUGAGGAGUGCCUGUGGACCUCGCGUGAAGAUGCUCGUUUCCAGUCGUCCAGUACCUGCUUGUGCCCAAGUCUUCAAAGGCUCUCCGAGUCUAAAACUCCAAGACCUUACACGGCCAGACAUCAAGCUAUAUAUCGAUGGCCAGCUCCGGAAACACUCGAGAAUGCAAUACCUUCUCGAAGCUGAAAGUGCCAGAGCUAACAAACUAAUUACUGAAAUACUUGAUCGAGCAGCCGGUGUGUUUCUAUGGGUUUUUUUGGUUGUGAACAACCUCAUGCACGGUCUCAACAAUUUUGACACGAUUAAUGACUUGGAAAAAAGAUUGGAUUAUUUCCCCACGGAGCUCGAUAACCUCUAUCAACACAUGAUGGAGCAAAUGGAACCACUCUACCGUCGGAAAGCAUCCGAAUACCUUCAAAUAGUUCUUCACAGUUUGGACACUGGAACAGAGCUCACCUUGCUUAAAAUGUCUUUUGCAGAAGACGAGGAUCCAACAGCUGUUUUGAGCCAAGGUUGGGAACCUCCCAACUCCCAACAUUUGCAACUGAGAAAGGAAGCUACGGGGGCGCGUAUCACAAGCCGUUGUUGUGGUCUGCUAGAGCUUUCGCGGGACGAUAUAUCUCAUCCGAUCCUGGGACCGGGACCCUAUGUUAACUUUCUUCACAAAUCCGUCGCUGACUAUCUAAGGCAACCAGGAGUAUGGAGUUAUAUCACUGGGUUGACCUCCACAUCACCCUUCGCUGCGUCAAUCGCAUUGCUCAGCUCGACUCUACAGUUGGCAAAAAUAUACGAAUGUAAUAUCAUCUCCAACGAAAUUUGUAGGUCUGAGACUAUCCGGGUGAUUGUUCGUCAGGCUGAACAUGCAGAAAGUGCUGGCAUCGACGUAAUGCCAUACCUGGAAGAACUAACACGAUACUUGUCUUCAUUUGAUCGUGACCAUGACAUAUCUACGUGCCUUCCGUCCCCGUUGCCUAAUAGGAGCUGGGAUUCAUCAUCAGGAGAAUGGAGUGUUCUUCUCAUCCCUGUUUGGUAUGGGUUCGUUAGCUGCGUCACCAAGAUUCUAGCGCAGAGACCCUUUGCUUGGGUUGAUGCGGAAUAUCCCGAUUACCUUGGAGCAGUAUCAAGCAGACAGCGUCUAUAUUGGUGCGCGAGGUUUGGGAGACUUCAUGCAAUGUGUAAAACAAUUGAAGCCCUCCUUCAUUACGGUGCCAACCCCAACACCCAAAUUUCCGACACCACUGCUUGGGGUAUGCUAUUAGUGGAGAUCGUCGAGUGUAAAUCGUUCACAACGGCCAAUAAGCAGGAGGAUUGGACCCUUUUGGAAGUAUACUUCCAGCUCAUAGUUCUCUUCUUGAAAGCUGGUGCAGAUCCACAUUUAAUCAUCGAUAGCCCAGUCUGCAAGAAAGACAAGGACCAAGCAAGCAAGACCACGAUCACAAUCAUAAAGGAAUGGUCAGUACCAGCCUGGAUCCAGGACGUAGAGACUUCCUUCCUAAGCAACCCGACCAUACCCCAGUGGACAAAGGACAAGGUGACUGCCUCUGCCGCUGAAGCAAACUCUAUCCUGAAAGAUCUUAGCAUACUGCCAUGGAGGAAAAUAUCAACGCCUAUUUCGACCUCGUUCUCCAAGGUCAUGAGCAGUGAAUCUCAACUGAUGACAUCCCGGAAGCGAACACAAAGCAUCUUUUCACGAUUGACCCGGAAUCUGACUCCGAAAGACAGACAUAAACCGUCUUCCGAAAUUACACUAGAGCCGAAAAGUCUGAAGAAUGCAGCUGAAGAUUCUGGAGAUUGGCUGGGGUCCCCCCCGCUCAGUAAUGCUCGUCGUGUCACUCUUCCAUGGGCGCAGGAACACCGCGCGUGGCAACUCGGUCUUAUGUGA
Molecule: messenger RNA, 3768 nt
Organism: Endocarpon pusillum Z07020
Lineage: Eukaryota; Fungi; Ascomycota; Eurotiomycetes; Verrucariales; Verrucariaceae
Exons: 1
Coding region: 1-3768 (1255 amino acids)
Biological process (GO): nucleoside metabolic process
Molecular function (GO): catalytic activity
Source: RefSeq, a predicted model, not a curated record